AGUCUGGUUCUUCGCGUCGUGGGCGGAAGACACACCGCGAACGUUUACAAAAUUAUCAAAAAUACAAAUAAAUCAACGUGUAAAACGUAAAAUUCCGUCGACAUCACAAUAUUUCAACGUUUCACUCAAAUGUUUCCGAACGCAAAAAUCAGUGACUAUAUUAAUACAAUGUUUACGUUGAAAUUAAGUUUCCAUAUGAGCGAGAAACAACACCGACGGGAUUUUACUAUGGUGAGCUGCUAUUUUCUAUAGUUUCUAGGAUUUAUUAAUAGACGUUAUGACAGUUACCUAUGCGAGAGAGUUAAAAGUAGAAUUACAACGUGUCGAAGGAAAAUAAAUAAACUGGUUUAAAGUGGUUUUAGAAGUCGUCGAAAAGGCGACACUUCCGCUGUUGCUCAAGUAGAAUAACAAUUAACUUUAAAAGAAUGAUAGAUAAUUAAAAAAAAAACCCAUCAGGCGAUGUUGCAGUCCGACCAACAGGAACAACACGACGCCAUAGUCCAAAAAAGUGACGUAUCAGAGGGAAAUAAGGAGCAUAAAAAUGCAUUCGACAGUACUCUUAAGCACGUGUUGGAUUACGCGCCUGCGCCCGGAUGGACUUUACACGUUAACGCAGAGGGGAGGUUGUAUUAUUGCAAUCACGUUACUCGAACUGCGGGAUGGUUACCACCGGCAGAGGCAUGGAAAAGUGGAGAAGACUCGUUACCAUACGGAUGGGAAAGAGCUUUGGACGACUCUGGAAGGACAUAUUACAUAAAUCACGUGAAUAAAACAACCACCUAUGAAUCUCCCGUGGUUAGGAACCAGGAUCCCGCUCCAAUGCCCGAACCACGAGCUGUAACCUUGGAAAGAUCCCCAUCUAUGGGUUUUGGAUUCGUAGCGGGUUCGGAAAAACCUGUAAUCGUGAGAUUCGUUACCGAAGGAGGACCUAGUGUAGAUAAACUUCUUCCCGGCGAUCAAAUUCUAUCGGUGAACGGAGAAGACGUCGAAUCAGCUCCAAGGGAACACGUGAUUUCUUUGGUGAGAGCUUGUAGCAAAACGGUGAAUUUGGUGGUUUGUCAACCAGCUGAACAGCAAGGCGCGAGAAAAUCCACUUUACUGUCGGCCAGCAAAAGGGCCAGACUUAAAAAUAAACCUUCGAGAGUGCGGUUCGCGGAAAGCGUGUGCGUCAACGGAGCCCCUCUAUUUCCGCCUUCGGCGUUUUCUUUGGGCGAUAUGUGCGUCCCGCCGAUGGCGAACGUUUUAAAAGUUUUUUUGGAGAACGGCCAGACGAAAUCUUUCAAAUACGACGCCUGGACGACGGUCCAGGACGUUGUAUCGUCCUUAGAAUCCAAAUUGUGUCUCCAAGCAACCGAGCACUUCAGUCUCGUGGUCGAACAUAUCAAAUCGUUAAAAAGGAACAAAUUGACUUUAUUAGAUCCGCAGGAUCUUUUAGCAAGGAUAGCGUCUCGACCGGGCGCCCACAAACUCCGUUGUCUGUUUAGAGUAGCUUUCGUACCGGCAUCGGCGGCGGCUCUAGCUCAAAAAGAUCUCCACGCAUUAGAUUACCUCUACACCCAAUGUUGCAACGACGUCAUACAAGAGAGAUUCGCUCCCGAGCUGCAGUACGACACCGCUCUCAGAUUAGCCGCGUUGCACAUAUAUCAACACGCUCUCGCCCACAACGUCCCGGCUUCGAAAUUGACCGUCAAAACGGUGGAGAGGGAAUUCGGUCUGGAACGCUUCAUACCGGCGUCGCUGUUGGAAAACGUGAAAAGAAAAGAAAUCAGGAAGCUGAUCGGCCAUUUUUUGAAACUGCAUUCGAGUAUGGCGGGUUUGGGCAAACAACUCACGGCCCUGCAAGCGAAACUUCAUUAUUUAGACAUAGUAAGUCAGUUGCCGAGCUACGGCGCCAAAUGUUUUUCUGCCGGACCUAGAGGAGACGCUUUGGAAAGGGUGAUUUUGGUCAGUCCCAGAUUCGGCAUCAGCCAAAUAACCGGGACGAGAAAAUCGGUGUUCCAGCCGAUUCCGAUAGCCAAUAUAGAAGAUAUGAGGAAAAUCGAAAUAAGGAACGAGGACGAAGUGACGCGGACCGUUCUGAUCCAUCUUCGAAGCGAAAAAAUCGUGCCGAUAUGUUUGGAGGAGCGCGACGCGUGCGAAUUGGCUUUGGUGCUGUGCGGCUACCACAAAUUGACGACUUCGCAAAAUCUGCCGGUCGAUCAAGAGGAUGGGCCGCAAGUCGAGGAUCUGGCUCCGCCGUAUCUGUCGCCGCAUAAAGUCGUUCCCGAAAAAUGGAGUUACGUAGAUCAGAGUUGUUUGAAGGUGUGUUGCUUCGCUACUUUGCCGUUAUAUAAGAAUGUGAAUAGAAAAACCAACGGUCUGUACAACACCGUCGGUAGGCAAUCGAAACAAUCGUUGAUGAUCGGUUACAGUUUGGAUAGCAACAUGAAUCGAUCGAUUAACGAUAGAAAUCGAUUUUAUAGCGUCGACGGCAACGCCGCGCGCGAAGCGGAAAACGAUUUGUACGAGAAUGGCUUACUACAAGCUAGAAACGAAGAGAUUUUACGCAGGGUCGAAGAAAUGCAGCAGCUAGUCGAAUAUUCCCAACAAUAUUUGACCGAACAGGAGAAUUUGGAAAGGCUCAACUCGUUGGCCGAAUGGCAGGAGACUAGCGUCGAUAUAGACAGCGAUGGGGACGAACCGGGAAAAUUGAAACACAGCGAUUCGCUUCUACUUUUGAAUAAAGGACACGCCGAAGGGGAAAGGAGGCAUUCGUUCACCAGUGCCGCGAUCGAGCUACUCAGACAGGAUACCGCGUGUUCCGAGAGCGAUAACGAUUCCAUUUACACGCCGAGCAAUUCGCCGAAGCACAAAUUUUUGCCGAACAAUUUGGAUAAUAAGAUAAAUAGAGUAAGUUUUGGUCUACGUAGUCCUGACGGUCAUACCGAAAAAGAACAAGAUCUGCAAGCUUAUCUUCAGUAUCUCCGGGACGUAAAAAGAAACGACGAAAACGUUUCUAGCGAAGAUAUGGAAUCGAUUAACGAUAUUUACAUAUUCGAUCCCGAUAUUAUCGAUUUAACUUUAAUCCCCCCUCCAAGUACGCCAGACGAACUGGAUUGUGCCUUACCGACACCAAUCAAUCUCCCCCCGCGUUCUUUCGCCGAUUCCAUCGAUAAAUUGAAUAAAUUAGGAAUUUUAGAAGACGAAAGUCAGGACCUCGAAGACUUCUUAGCUAGCGUCACAGUACCGCCGCCCACUCAAAAAGUAACCCCUUCAGUCGAACUCACCCCCGAAGAAAUUAUGUCGUACAUUAUCCCCCCGCCGCCGGUCCAAAACGCCGCCGACGAUUCGACGCAAAUUAAAAACGAAUCGAAAGUAAUCGAAUACGCGACUUUCGAUAGAAAGGGGCCUUUUUCGUGCUGCGCUAAACCGAAGACUGAAAAACAUUUGAAAGUUGACGAAAAUAUCCAACCUUUGCCGCGUAGGAGUUCGGACGAAAAACCGCCGGACAGACCGCCGAAGCCCGUAACGCCGGAAAGGCAAAGAUCCCAUUCGUUGACGACAAACAUUUCGAGAAAUACCGAACAUCCACCGCCGAAAUUACCUCCCAGAGGAGACGGUAAUCACCAAGCGCCGGUGCAUUUGUUUCUACCGCCGAAGAAACCGCCCCUGCCGCCGGUACCUUCGUUGGAGGUGCUCAGGCAGAAGAAAAACGCGCAACAAGCGAAAAACGGCGCGGAAACGCGAACGGCUAGUAUAGGAUCACCUUUAUUCCAGCGCAGCAGGAACGUUUCCAACGAUUUGGACGUCACUUCGACGGAAAGUACCGGUACUAAACAUACUACCGCUAUCAGUACCCCGACAUCACCUAAUAUGGGACGAGCGGCUCACUUAAAACUAGUACCUAUCCCGUUAGAUUCUCCUGAUAAUUCGAAAUAUAAUUUCGAUGAACACAACGUUUCUGGUUCACCCAACCAUCCUCAAGCUACUACCGACGACCGACUCAAGUGUAGUUUCAAAAGUAACGAACAAAAUAACGGAAGUUGCGGUAAAAUUAACGGAUGUACCUCUAAUAGGGAAAAUCUACUGCAGAAAACUGAUACGGCGAUGGGUAACUUAUUGAUAAGGUUGGAUCAAGUAGCUGCUCAAUGUACCGCUGCGCAAUUACACGGAGGCGGCAAAUUAAUUAGCGAAGAAAAAUUUCAAGUAGCUAAAGAGGAGUUAACGUCCCAAUCGUUGCAAUUGGUCACGUCGAGUAAAAUGUUGGUUAUAGCGAUGUCGGAUUCCAGUCUUCCAGACCUUCCCGAAAAUCUAGCGAUUUGUCUAACGAUAUUACGCAGAUUAACAGAACUGUGUCAAGAUUUAACUAAUCACACGACCGCGCCUUUACAAACUAGAAAUCUGAUACUGAAAGUCCGCGAUGUUACUUCAGCUUUUCGUACACUUCUCAAUUCCGAUAUCGAUAGAAGUUCCCAGAAAACCAUCGAAGACCAUUUAGCCGCGCAAGCUGAAACGCUCGCUAACGUUUUAGCGACCCUGUUGAGGAGUUUGAGGGUGUUUUCGCCUUGAAUCGUAAUAAAUUUUAUAGGUUGUUAGGUAGGUAACGAGUUUACGUAUUUUUUGACUGUUUUUCCUUUUUUGAAUUAAUACGAGAUACUCGUUUUACGAUAUUGAAAUGAUUAUCUCGUACAUAUUAUAGUUACGGUGACGGGAUCAUAUAUAAAGCAAGUUACGAUGUUUUCGUUGUUGAUUAUUACAAAAUGGCGGACGAGACUGAUUUAGUUUUAUUUAAUAUAACGUCCGUUGAAAUUGAUGCAAUUUUUUCUCUAAUUAAUGUUAUACUAUAAUUCAUAACUCGAAUCAAUGAAAAAUACGAGGUGAGAUCGAAAAUUAAUUGACAUUAAAUCUCCUAAAUGAAUUUUUAUUAUCAUAAAUUUAAUACUGUGUGAAGUUGAUGCAUAUCUUAACGACGUUGCCAGAUUGUGAAAAUAAUAUAUAUAUUGAGGAAAUUGUUUUAUCGGUUCGGAAAAAAAAUUUUAAUCGAUAUUCGUUAAUACGUCAUUAAUGACGUUUGGCAAAUGCAUUUUUUAUGUUUUAUAUAGGAAUACACCAUUAAUUCUACCUAAUUAUUACUAUAAAUACGUACAAGAUUACUACAAAAAGAUCAUUGCUCAUAAAGAAAACUAUUUCAAUAAUAUUCCACCCAAAACUGAUAAAAAAGUUGAAAAAAUGCUUUAAAUAAAUAUUUAAAACAUUUAUUGUCGCAGAACUAACCUCACUUUCUUUCCCUUGCCCUUCCAAGUCACCGGAUUUAACUCCGGGUGAUUUUUUUAAAACGAAAAUAUAAUUGGCGCAGUCAGUGGGAUUAUAACACAGAAAAAAAUCAAUUUCAAUUCAAAAAUAUUGAAUUGUGACAUGUAAUGUCAAAAUUUACAUUAGAAAAAAGCGGAAGAAAAUCAAUUUCGUCCCAUGGUCUUGUAGAUCAUCGAUCUAUUUGCGUUUUAGUUACGAUAUACGUCAAAUAUAUCGCACUGUCACUCGAAACUUUGUAUCACGGCUAACUUCACACUACUCCACAUGUAUUUUUGGAUAAAUCGUUUUUUGAAAUUGAUUCUUUUGUAGUAACCCCGUAGUAAUCUAGUCAGAAGAUCAGUGAGUAUAAGAGCAGUACAAUUUUUUUUCGAAGUUACCAAUAUUUUGAUAGAAUAAUAUUAAAAGUAUAGGAACUAAAUACAAUAAAUUUCUUCUUCUUUUUUAAUCGUUAAUAAUACCUGGUAAAUAGAUAAACUUUAACAAAUAGUUUUUAUCAUGUAAAUAUUCGUUUUGUUUUAACUGUUAUUAUUUAUAAAUAAUAAAUAUACGGGGUGAUUUAUGAAAGCUAGCUUCGAUUUAGUGUUACAUUAUGUCAAAUGUUUGUUUCGUAAAAUUUCAUGUGUCAUUUUAUAUCCCCCACCAAGCAUUCAAACUUAAAAGUUCACAUCUCAAACGUCAGUUCAAACCACAGAUAUCGAGUCCUACACUUUCUAUAGAUGGCGUUUACCAAUUAAAUUGCGCCUUUGUUCGACUUACAGCGUCGUUGCCGAUUUUAUUUUUUACCAAUAUCAUUUGUAUUUUCUUUUAAAUGAAAUUCACUAUUCGACAUUUUAUUAUUGAUUUUGAAUUAAAAAAAAAACUCAUUUUAGUAAUAUUAUUUAUUUAAAUUCACAAUAUAAUCGAUAUUAAAACUUAAAAAUGAUUAUUAAUCUAAGAAAAUAACAUGGCAACGUCGCGAUUGCAGUACACAAUAUUGAGAACGAGUUCAGUGCACGGCGCGGUAAUUCAUAGAACGCUUGAUUGUUUACAUCACCACUCCAUUCACAACGUUGCCAAGCAUCUAAAAAAUCUACCAUUAUACUACUCACAUAAUUUUUUUUUGUUUUUAUUACCUUUUAUGAAUCACCUUGUACUUCAAUUGUUAAUUUUAUCGUUCGAAUUUGUUGAUAUUGAGUAACCUCAUCUUUAAAUAGGCAUUUAUGUAAAGUAGAAGCCAUAGUUUUUAUAUACACCAAAAAAAGUUUUUAAUCUUAUUCAGUGGUUAUUUAUUUUUUAAUUUUGAUUAUAGUUAUAUAUAAUAAUAAUGUUUAUACGUUUUUAUAUUUUAAAAAUACCCAUUCAUUAAAACCAAAUAUUUUAUAUUAGUUUUAUUAACAUAUAAAUAUAUAUAUAUAUAUACAGGGUGUUUCGUUAACAACUUUUCCAAAACAAUAACCAAAUAUAUAAAUCUUCUAAAUGUUAAUGAAUAUAUGUUAUAGAAAGAGUUGAUGACGUACGUUUUUUAUUAUCAAAAUAAAAACUGUUAAUUAUUAUUACUAAUACUCUGUACACGUUUUCUUUACGUGAAACAGUGAAUUUUUUUCACACACAUUGUAUAUUUGUUCCAUUUUUUUCUACUUCUAAAUAUAUAUAUAUAUAUAUAUAUAUAUAUAUAUAUAUAUUUAAUUUUUCGAAACACCCUCGUAUAUUCACUGUUUCACGUAAAUCUUAUAAUGUGUCUUAGAAAACUUCGGAAUUGUAUGAUUUGUGACAGUCUAACAUAUCUAAUAAAUGUAAUAAACUCAAUAUU
Molecule: messenger RNA, 7081 nt
Organism: Diorhabda sublineata
Lineage: Eukaryota; Metazoa; Arthropoda; Insecta; Coleoptera; Chrysomelidae
Product: FERM and PDZ domain-containing protein 4
Exons: 14
Coding region: 460-4548 (1362 amino acids)
Cellular component (GO): cytoskeleton
Molecular function (GO): protein binding
Source: RefSeq, a predicted model, not a curated record